CAGAGCACACGGUAAGAUUUUAGUUCAUCUUUUGGACUCGGUUCAUAAGGAACUCUUUCUCCCCGUGUCCAGUCUUGAAGGAGAUUACGAUUAUAUCUCCACCUCCUCUGACCAGAUCAUUUCUCACUCCUGCUUCCUGUUACUUUUUGUAGAAAAGGAAGAUGGGUUUCGUGUCGAGGACGCUGGUCCUCGUCUUAGUGGGAUGUCUCUCCCCAUUGUCCCAAGCUGGUGGCUACUACACUAAAUGUUCCGGACCGGAAGGAUUCCCUGGGACUUGUAAACCACUCGCAGCUUGCGCCCAGUAUUACGCAACACCGGCAAAUUAUGAUUAUGACCAUGCAAACUAUUACAAAUCGUGCCAAUAUGGGUAUGGGAUCAAGGGAUCGUGCUGCCCGGACGUGUACUUUGGAGGCUACAAACCGUCCAUCAUCAAUUACUCCCCCAAAAAGUAUGGUGGAGGAUAUUAUGACGGCAAAGUCGUGAAACUUCCACCCGCAGCGAUACAGAAAGCGGUCAAAUAUGCGAUACACAAUCAGGACAAGUUUUAUCGUAACGAUAAAGCACUCGGACGAGGGGAGGAUGACCCGUCGUAUUGGGGAAAUGGCGUAGCCCAACCCAUCUACCAGGACAAAGUUCGAGACUAUGCCGACACCGGAUAUUUCCUUACAUUGGUCACCUCGUAUCUUCAGAAUCAAUACGGCUAUAAACCCGAGUCCUACUAUGACGGUGGCUUAAAACUUGUCGAAUACAGUGAUCUCCUUCCCGACAAGUAUAGGCGUGUUUGCCACUCGUACUACAAAAAAUGCAAGCCUUCGAAAUAUCGAACUUAUGACGGAUCAUGCAAUAAUAUCAAAAAUCCGUGGUAUGGACAAUCCCUCUCGGCCACGGGUCACAUCAGAAUUCCAAGCUAUUCUGACCGUGUCCACGGAAUAAAGACUGCCAUCGACGGGUCGCCCCUCCCAAUGCCUCGUGGACUCCGCACUCACGCCCUCCCGGACAAGAACGUUGAGGAGAAAGAGGUCAACAUGAUGUUUGUCAAUUAUGGCCAAUUCAUUGUCCAUGAUGCCUCCCACGUCCCAUUCUACCAGGCCGAUGAUGGACUCUUUAUCGACUGUUGUUUCGGAUAUGAAGGAGGAGAGAGACAAGUCAAUCCCAAAUGCUAUGCUGUCCCACUCCCACAAAAUGACCAAUUUUACAAGGCACAUCGUCAAAACUGCUUAAACAUGGCGAGAGCUGUGGCCGCACCGAAUUAUCAUUGCGCGGCAGGAUAUGCAUCAAAGCUCAACCACGCCACUUCCUUCCUCGACUGCUCCCUCGUCUACGGCACCACUAAAAACAUCAGCGACGACAUCCGCGCUGGUUCUGGUGGAUUAUUGAAAACAUCCCAAGUCGGAGAUCAAGUUUACCUCCCAAUCGACAAAGAUUCCGAAUGUUUCAACUCCUCGUUGGGAUUCUGUUUCAAGUCUGGCGAUCUCCGAACCGAUCUUCACCCCGGACUCAGCAUGAUCCAAACCGUAGCCAUGAGAGUGCACAAUUACGUGGCCAAACGGAUAUCACGCCUCAACCCGGGAUGGAAUGAUGACUUCGUCUUUGAAGAAAGUCGACGUGUCACGGUCGCAAUUUUCCAGCACAUCACUUACACCGAGUACCUCCCGAUCGUUCUGGGUUGGCGAUUCAUGCUGGAUUAUGGACUUCUCCCACCCACAAAGGGCUACUCGUACGACUACAGUGACAAAGUUGUGCCUUGGACUUAUGGGGAGUGGACAGCAGCAGCCUUCCGUCUCCAUUCGAGCGUGUAUGGGAAGAUCGCACUCGUGAAUGCGUCAUAUUAUCCGGAAAAAGUCGUCAGAUUAGAGGAACACUUCAAUUCCGCGAUCCUGUACAGAAAUCCGGCCAAUUUCGAUAAGAUUGUGAGAGGCUACAUUUGGGCGAGGCAGAGGAGGAUUGAUGAGUACUAUGACGAAUCGAUUGGAGACUUGCUGCUAAAAGAUGAGCGUCACUUUGGUCUUGAUCUCCCCACCUUCAACAUCCAUCGAGGUCGAGAUUACGGACUUGGAAGUUACAACGAUUACAGAGAAUUGUGCGGAUUGCCAAGGGCUAAGAGUUGGAAGGACUUUUACGACGUGAUCGAUCCCGAGGUCGUGACCAAGUUCUCCCAGGUGUACAAGAGUCCAGAUGACCUGGAGCUGUAUCCCGGGGGAGUGGUGGAACGUCACGUGAAAGAUUCCGUCCUUGGCCCCACUUGGUGGUGCAUUGCCGGUUAUCAGUUCCAAACUUGGAAGAGGGCGGAUCGCUACUUUUACACGGAAGGAGGUCAACCACACUCGUUCACGCUGCCCCAACUUGACGAAAUCCGCAAAAUGUCUUUGUCCGCCAUUCUCUGUUGGACUACGGGAUUGAAAGAAGUUCCUAUUUUUGGAAUGAGGACUAUUUCCAAAGGAAAUCCACUCGUUCCUUGCUCUGAUUUGGAAGCAAUUCCUCGCAUGAGUUUUGCACCCUGGGCUGCAGCACGUUAACCAAAAAUAUCAACCGGACAUAACAAUCUGACUCGAACAAGAGUUCUUAAAAAAAACGUAUUGAUUGAUCCAAUUAUUACUAUUGUUAUUUUGUUAAAUUUCUUUAAAAAUUGGGAAACGUUACUCCAAAUAAAUUCAUAAAUUCUAUCCAAACUAAA
Molecule: messenger RNA, 2674 nt
Organism: Folsomia candida
Lineage: Eukaryota; Metazoa; Arthropoda; Collembola; Entomobryomorpha; Isotomidae
Product: peroxidase
Exons: 10
Coding region: 162-2516 (784 amino acids)
Biological process (GO): response to oxidative stress
Molecular function (GO): peroxidase activity; heme binding
Source: RefSeq, a predicted model, not a curated record